Nerophis ophidion (straightnose pipefish) is the source of this 2051-nucleotide messenger RNA. RefSeq names its product gastrula zinc finger protein XlCGF8.2DB-like. Gene Ontology annotation, cellular component: nucleus. Gene Ontology annotation, molecular function: DNA-binding transcription factor activity, RNA polymerase II-specific; RNA polymerase II cis-regulatory region sequence-specific DNA binding. Bases 1060 to 1518 code for a protein of 152 amino acids. The record is from RefSeq and is a predicted model, not a curated record. NCBI's taxonomy places the organism in Eukaryota, Metazoa, Chordata, Actinopteri, Syngnathiformes, Syngnathidae. Gene Ontology annotation, biological process: regulation of transcription by RNA polymerase II. The transcript has 2 exons.
GCUGAUCCGCUUGAGAUGGUUUCCUGUGGACGGGACUCUCACUGCUGUCUUGGAGCCACUAUGGAUUGAACUUUCACAGUAUCAUGUUAGACCCGCUCGACAUCCAUUGCUUUCGGUCCCCUAGAGGGGGGGGGUUGCCCACAUUUGAGGUCCUCUCCAAGGUUUCUCAUAGUCAGCAUUGUCACUGGCGUCCCACUGAAUGUGAAUUCUCCCUGCCCACUGGGUGUGAGUUUUCCUUGCCCUUUUGUGGGUUCUUCCGAGGAUGUUGUAGUCGUAAUGAUUUGUGCAGUCCUUUGAGACAUUUGUGAUUUGGGGCUAUAUAAAUAAACAUUGAUUGAUUGAUUGAUAAAGAAGAAGUGAAGAGCAUAAUUAAGAUAGAACACAAUAAAAAGUGGCAGGAUAAUUGGAAUAAGGAAACAAAAGGUAGAGAGUUUUACAAAGUCCAGAGGAGAGUAGGUGUCAUGAGAGGAGGGGGUAGAAAUAGGAAAGAAGAAGACAUUAUUACUAGAAUGAGAUUAGGACAUACAUAUCUAAAUAGUUCACUAAAAUUAACAGGAAAACAUACUACAGGGCUGUGUGAUUUUUGCCAUCAAAUAUAGAAUGUUGACCAUGUUUUAAUACAAUGUAGGAAAUACAAUAGAGAAAGAGAAAUACUGGAAAAUAAGUUAGCAAAAGAAAAUAUUAGGUUAGAAGUGGGAGAUAUAUUAGGAUUGCAUUCAGAAAAGCAAUAUACACAUAUUUAAAAAACACUGGGUUAAAUAAAAGAAUAUAAAGUAGGGAUCCACCUCGGUCCACACUCCAUUACAGUAGGUGGCGGUAAUGCGCACCAGAAGGUUGCUUGCCAACCGCCAUAAAAACAAAAGAAGGAGGAGGAAGAUUGAGUUGACGACCAAGAUGGCGGAUUAACGUUCUAUGGCUCCCUGAAGAUUGUUUCCAUUUUACGAUCAAACCGUUUCAUAGAUUCACAAAGACUCGCCUUCUCCGAGAGCAGAUUAAACGAAAGUUGGGCUGGGAGCGACGGAGUGUGAGCUGAAGUGAAGAUUGAAGACGUGAUAGAAGAUGGACGACUACUGCUAUGCUAAGAUGGCGACGUCAUGUCAAAGAGAAAGUGAAAGAGAAUCACCAACCGGGAUAAAGACGACAAUUGCGGAUGAGGUCUUUUCGACAAGAAAAAGAGGUUGGGGGGAGCCAGGCUGCCCUGAUGGAACCAUCGCUGCGGGUUACGUGAGGGACUCCUGGAACUCAUGGAGGAUCAUGUGCCUCUCAGCUCUUUCCAUCGAGGACGUCGUAGACAUCGACCUAUUUGGAGCUGUGAUCACGGGGCACUUGCUGGUCGGGCUGGGCAUUGCUCUGGUCUAUCGACAAAUUCGGAAGACGAUGGCAGCCACUCAAGGGGCCCAACGGCUGUUCAACGCAAUGGAAGGAUUGUGUCGGGCUGUGGGAACACAGACUUGUGCGAAUUCUGAGUUGAAUCGCAAAAUGGAUCUCAUCUUGGAAAAGUUUGCAGAGAAGGAAUAAUUAAUUGGGACUAAAAGAGGUCCAGCAUGGAAAAGCAGAGAAGACAAGUCAAUAUUUUGUCUUCAACUUUUUAUCUACGAUUUGGACUCCCUGAAUGGCCUUGGCAGGGAGCAGGCUGUUCUGAAGAAAAUCUCCCGAAGACUCCUCAAAGAUAGACGCUUUUGACCUUCCUUUUUGUCAACAACAUCUGUAGCCGAACUUUAUCAGCCUCAGCCAUACAAAAACACUUCACCUCUCCCGAGUUAAUCGGGCAUAUACGCACACACACAUGACCCCGACCCUUAAAUCAACACCCUCACCAACGCUUAUCUCCUCUGGGGUUGUGGAAUGGCUGAGCGGCGCUACAGAGCGAACAGCGGGCCUGCGCAAACCCACCCCUCCCUCCGUUGCAAGUUGGUGUGAUAUAUGUAUGUUUAAUGUGUGCCAUGCUAUGUGAGGUUUUUUCCUUGGACUCAGACUAGACCUCUGCUGAGGGUCUAGCCUUGGACUGAUAUUUUUUUACUCCCCCCCUUUCCUAAUGUCACCCUUUUCUU